Messenger RNA from Nematocida homosporus, 1017 nucleotides. RefSeq lists its product as uncharacterized. Bases 1 to 1017 code for a protein of 338 amino acids. Gene Ontology annotation, biological process: protein prenylation. Gene Ontology annotation, molecular function: protein prenyltransferase activity. The record is from RefSeq and is a predicted model, not a curated record. The transcript has a single exon. Lineage: Eukaryota; Fungi; Microsporidia. Gene Ontology annotation, cellular component: cytoplasm.
AUGGAUGGACAUAAGAUCAUUGAUGAGAAGGUAUUUUGUCGGGGGUACCGGAAGAGAUUGAAGAGUUUCUUAUCGACGCCUAAUUAUGAGACGGCGGUGGCUUUGCUGCAUUUUAAUCCGGAAGAGUAUAAGGCAUUUAGUGUGCUUAAGGGAUUAUUAGGACCUGGGACGGCUCAGAGUCAGUUUAGUUUGACUACUGAGUUACUGAGGAAGAAUCCACGGGCAAGUGCUACUUGGACCCACCGUCGAUUUGUUUGGCAAAUGGGUAAUCAGGAGUCAUGGACGGAUGAUAGUCAGUUUAUUCUAGAAAUACUUGAUUACGAUCCCAGGAAUAGUUUAUGUUGGGCUUAUGUUCAAAGUACGCGUGGUUGUACAGCUGAGUUUGCUAGUAAGAUGAUCAAUAAGUCUCUUUCUAACUAUAGUGCUUUUAAUAUGCUAACUCAGAUUAAUGGUGAAGAUAACCUACCACCAGAAACUUUAAAAGACUUUGUCUUUACUGAUCCAGAGAUUAGUUCUCCUUGGACAUUCUGUCUUGCUAAAUCUGAGAAAGAAAGAUAUGCUAACUCAGCUGUUUAUCUUAGAGUUUAUACCGAACAUCUUCUUUUCUGUCUAAUUAAACCAGUUAAAUUCAUAGCUACUAUUGAAACCAAGACUAAUCUACCCAUUCAAUAUACAGCUAAUUACAAGAAGCAAGUCCCUAUUCCUUUAACUGAUUUUACCUUUAAUGAUAUAACUCAAAUCAAAAUCCAACUUCAUGGUUUCCCCAAUAUAUCAGUCCUUCUCAACCAACCAUACGUCCCCACUCCACCCGACUUCCUAUCUGACUUUCUCAAAAAGGAACCCCACUCCCAACCAGCCCUCCUUCUUAAACUCCACUACGACUCCGGCCAAGCCAAAGCCGAAACCAUCAAACGCCUUAUCUCUCAAGAUAAACCCCACGAACUUCUCUACUCCAGUCUCGCCCCCGACUAUACCAUCUACAACUGCACCCCCAUUCCCACUCCCACCAAUCACUAA